AUGGAGCUGAUUGAUUUGGCAGUACAAGAGCCAAGCCAAAGCCAGAAUUCGGACAGGAGGAAUGAAAGACUACCUGAAGAUCGUACCUUGUCUGUUCCCCUCCUCCAAGCUGCUUUAAAAGGUGACUGGAAAACUGCUAACUCUUUUCUUAAGAAACACCCAGAAUUCGUUCGAGUUCCCAUAGACAGAGAGUAUGCAACAGCUCUUCAUAAUGCAGCGGCUUCAAAACACACCAACUUUGUAAUAAAACUUUUGAAAUUGAUGAAUAAGGAAGACUUGGAAUUGAAAACCACAGACGGAUGCACAGCCCUUUUCUUUGCUGCUCAAUCAGGAGUCGUGAGAAUUGCUAUGGAGAUGGUGAAAAUGAACAAAGAUCUGCUAUGCAUCCGUGCUAAACAAGAUGUGACACCACUUCUCGCUGCAGCUAUGCGUGGACGUAGGAACAUGGUUUCAUAUCUAUACUCUGUUACUCCUUUCCAAGAGUACUUGACUAGUACUGUUGAACGCCUUACACUCCUUCUAGCAACCGUUUCCACUGAUAUGUAUGAUGUAGCGUUGAAGAUUCUAGAAACGGAUCCAGACCUAGCAAUUGCCGAAACUGCAAAGUAUGGAAGGAUAAUAUUGAAAACAAUGAACGUGGAUACUAGGAGUACUUCAUUUGCCCAUACUGUGUAUGGGAUGAUUGCGUUGGGGGAGAUGGCGAGAAAGCCAUUUGCAAUUGGCAAAAGAAGUCAAUUAGCAAUCUGGGAAAGAUGCCUCAAGUACAUCUCUGCAAAAGUAGGGAAUAUUGAGUUUCUAAAUAUUCUUAUACGCUCAUAUCCUGAUCUCAUAUGGCAAGUUGACGAAGAUGGAAAGACUUUACUUCACAUUGCUAUUCUAUAUCGGCAAGAGAAUGUAUUCAAUCUUAUAUAUGACAUAGCCGCUACCACAAAUUCCAUUGCACUCUCUAUUGAUGAAAACAAUAACAACAUGCUACACCUAGCUGGAGAAUUGGCUCCUUCAAGUCGUCUAAAAAUCGUAUCAGGAGCAGCCCUUCAGAUGCAGCGAGAGUUGUUGUGGUUCAAGGAGAUAGAAAAAAUUGUGCCUCCUGCAUAUGUGGUCAAGAAGAACCUACACGGCCAAACACCUAGAGAUUUGUUUACAAUGACACAUGAAGGUUUAUUGAAAGAUGGUGAAAAGUGGAUGAAGGACACGACAAGUUCUUGCAUGCUAGUGGCAACACUUAUUGCAACUGUGGUUUUUGUAGCAGCCUUCACUGGGCCCGGUGGCAAAAGUCUAGACAGUGGCACUUCUAUCGUUUUGGAAAGUACCGGGUUCCUGGUAUUUUUCAUAUCAAAUGCAAUAGCAUUUUUAUCCUCUUCAACUUCAAUAUUAGUUUUCUUGUCAAUUCUCACGUCACGUUAUACAGAAAAUGAUUUCCUUAGAUCAUUGCCUAUGAGGUUACUGCUUGGACUCACUGCGCUCUUCAUCUCUGUAGUAGGCAUGGUGGUAGCAUUUAGCGCAACUUGUUCUUUGAUUUAUAGCAAAGAACAAACCUCAAGGGUUCCGAUUGUUAUUGCUAGUUUGACUGGUGUCCCAAUUAUUUUUUUUGUUCUGCUACACUAUGAGCUCUGGAUUGAUAUAAUGCGCUCAACAUACGGGUCUAGGUUUCUUUUUCGGUCAUAUAAGCGUAGACUCUUCCAGCUUGGGGAAGAUGAUGAGUGGGCAAUUUGGCAAUAUCAACUCUGA
Juglans regia (Persian walnut) is the source of this 1728-nucleotide messenger RNA. RefSeq lists its product as uncharacterized. The record is from RefSeq and is a predicted model, not a curated record. Bases 1 to 1728 code for a protein of 575 amino acids. Gene Ontology annotation, molecular function: protein binding. The transcript is spliced from 5 exons. NCBI's taxonomy places the organism in Eukaryota, Viridiplantae, Streptophyta, Magnoliopsida, Fagales, Juglandaceae.